AUGGGCGUGCGCUUCCUUCUAAUAAUAUGUAUUAUCAAUUUUUAUGCAAUCUCCUGUACUAUUACUGGAAGAAAUUUCUCAUUAUGUUCUUUUGUUUCAAAUGGUGUGUAUAAAGGAGUUCAUAAAAGGACUAGAAAACGUAGUCCUAAACGUACUAGGAAAAGAGUCCCAAGUCUUGACUCUAAUAAAAGGAAAUUGAGCAAUACAGAACUACGCAUUAAAUCAAAAAGGAUUGAAAGUUUAAAUGCAAAAAAAAGGAGGAAAAAUGCUCUAGAAAAGAGGAAAUCUGUUGUCAUGGAGAAGAAGGAUUUUGACUUCACUGAUUUUAUAAAUUUACUAUGGGAAGAAGUUAAAGGCGAUACAUUUAGUAUUGAACCAACUGUUGAUGAAAGAUCUGUUCCUCUAAAAUCAUGCGAAUUAAAUAUUAAACUCCAUACUUUGGUGAAACAUAGAUAUGCGGAUGAAACAAUCACUGAUAUCUAUGUAAGGUUGGCAAAUUAUUUUAAAAUAUCACCUAAAGUCCUUUAUAGAGAAAUUUGUGCUAUAACUGGGAAAUAUGGCUGUAAUAUUAUUAAACCAUCUGAUUAUGAGGAGUCUAGUGAUAUGAAUCCUUAUAUACAAAGUUUAAGAAGAGCCAAAUUUGAAAUUUAUACUUUAAUAGGGCGGAAGAUGCUUAGAUAUGCAUUAACAUGUUUAACUAGAUAUAUAAGGCUAGGCAUCCCCCCUGAAGUCAGAUAUCGCUAUGUUUAUGAUAUACUAAGCCUAGAGCACGUAUCUUCUGCAUGUGAUUUGUAUUGUAAUCACAUUGAUAUAUUCCCCAUUACUAGAUAUGAUCAAAUAUAUCCUGAUAGAGUCGACUUUAGGCCUUGUGAGGAUACAACUGAUAUCGGAGGUAUAUCUGAUCAAAUAUUUUAUACUGAAAUUGAUAAAUCUAAGGGUUGGAGUCCAUCAUUAUUGGUGGAUAAUUCUGUAUUUUCUAUUCUUUCGGAUAAAAUGAAGUGCCAACUUGUUUAUCUGUCCGCUGCAUUGCAUCCUGAAUAUACAUUACAAAUUGUCAAAAACGUAGCUUUUGUUGCAGGUUAUAAAAAUGAAUCUGAACUUUUAAGAAAAUUUGCAUUUAACAAUAAAUUUACUUCCCGUGGAGCUAAGAGUUAUAUACUCAAAUUAUCUGAGGAAUCGGCUGCCAAUCAUAUUAAAGAGAAGAUUAAGUCUAGUCCCCUAUCAAAUCGUGCAGACAGGAAUUUGGAAUCUAUUCAUAAACCUCUUGUUUGGAAAUCUUUGGAUAGAAGAACUAGUUUGAGGCGGCUUAAGAAACGUUUGCAUAAAAUUUUUGAAGAAGAGGAAGCUCAUGGGAUGGCAAAACCUAGUUUAUGGCUUGUUUUGAAACAACAAAUUGAUAGGAGAAUUCUGGAAGCCCCUAGGACCUUUUAUAAACAAGUUAAGCAUACAUUGUUAGGGACUAGGAAUAUGUCGAGUAGGAGUAUAGUAACAGAACUUAUUGAUCGUGGAUUCGAUCCGCCUUGCAGAAGUUAUUCAUAUAUAAAUCGCAAAGAAAGAGUUAAAAUUGCAAGGAAAAUGGAAGUGUGGGCUGAUAAGGAAAUAACAUUGCCGCCAAAUGGCUUAAAAACAAAUAUAGAUUAUGUUAAGGCUUUGUCGAUACUUGACGCUGCCGCUUCUGCUGCAGGAUAUAAAAGCAUUCGUCAUUUAUUAGCCUUGGUAGCAAUGUUGGCCAAACCAAAAACUGAUAAAAUUUCUAGGAGAAUACGACAGCCCGGAGAAAUAGGUCAGGAUAAUGAACUUAAAAUUAAACAUUUUGCUCAUAAAUUAGAUGGAUUUAAUUGA
Messenger RNA from Babesia microti strain RI, 1842 nucleotides. Its product is annotated as conserved Plasmodium protein, unknown function. The transcript is spliced from 6 exons. The record is from RefSeq and is a predicted model, not a curated record. Lineage: Eukaryota; Apicomplexa; Aconoidasida; Piroplasmida; Babesiidae. The coding region runs from base 1 to 1842 and encodes 613 amino acids.